GUGAAGAAGGACUGUAGCGCAAAACACGGUCUUCAACAACCGGUGUCAGCAAGUUGCAGCAUUUCGCCAGCAUCUGUUCACAGAACCCGGCAGCUUGCAACUUGCCAACCACUGUCAAUACAGCUGUUUUAGUCUUCUGGUUGAUGGGGGAGCCCAGGGGCAACUAGGGGUAGACUCAGCUUCUGUAUAGACUGCUACUGUACUAGACUGCCCUAUCCACCAGGCCGGCUUUACGCGCCCCCAUCCCCCGCGCCUAGCCUAGCUCCUACAGUCGUGUGAUACAAGCAAAGGAGUUGAGGGGGGCAAUGACGGGCAAUGAGAACAGCCCAGACGCAGCAGGGGGCAGGCACCCUGUGAAUCGGCUGCCGAAGCACUGGUAUCUGGCCAUCGUGUACUUCAAUGUGGUGCUGUACAGCAUCUGCUGGAUGGCUCAGGCCCCUGUCCUUCCAUACCUGGUGGACUCGCUGGGCGCUUCCGGGAGCAUGCAGUAUGCGCGCCUCCAGACCGCGUUCAGCGCUAUCCAGUUCAUCGGCGGCCUCGUCUCUGGCCCACUGAUGGACCGCUACGGCGGGCGCUGGCUGCUGGCGGUUUCCUUCGGCGCGAGCCUGGCGUGCUACGGCCUCACCGCGACCGCAAGUAGCAUUUGGGGGCUGUACCUGAGCCGCGUGCCUACCGUGCUGCAGCACGCCGUGCUGGCGGCGCGGGCCAUCGUCGCGCAGCUGUCUUCGGACGGUGACCGGGCGCGCGUGCUGGGCUACGUAGCCGUCUCUUACAGUGUGGGCUUCACGGUGGGCCCCGCCAUCGGCGGCUGGCUGAGCGCCAGGUCGCUGCAGCUCGCGGCGUGGACCGCCACCGUGGGCUCGGCAGUGAGCCUGGUCAUGAUCCUGGCGCUGCUGCCGGACCUACCUAGCCACGCUGAUGCGCAUCAUAAGAACCAAUCAGCUAAGGGCAGCGAGCAGGAGCACGGCAGCGGUAAUGGUGUCGCACAGGCGGGCGAUACCGCGCACGACGGUGCCGCAUCACCGGUCGACGGCAAGACGGGCGGGAUGAAGGCAAUGCUGUCAUCCUUUGUAGAGGUGGCCAGGCGGCCGGGCGUAUCUGACCUGCUGCUGGGCAAGGUGCUGAUGGGGCUGGGGUCAGCAGUGUAUCAGUCCCAUUUCGCCGUACUGCUGAAGCAGCAGUACGGCCUGGAUCCCAACCGCAACGGCAUGGUCAUGUCGUACGUGGGCUUCCUGCUACUUGGUGGCCAGGGGCUGCUGGUGGGGCCCGUCAUUGCCGCCGUGGGCGAGCCGGCCGUGGAGCUGGGCUGUGCGGCGGCGCUGGUGGGCGUCUUCCUGGCCCUGUCGGCGUGCAGGACCAUGUGGCAGCUGCUGGUUCUCAUGGUGCCGUACGCAGUGGCGGGCAUGCUGUACAGCAACGCCUCCACCUCGCGGCUCACAAAGGCCGUCCUGCCGCAGCAGCGCGGCACCGCGCUUGCCAUCGACAUGAGCCUCAGCAGCGGUGUGCGCAUGCUGAGUCCGACGCUGGGUGCGGCUGCGGCGGACCGGCUGGGUCACCAGGCAGUGCCGCUGCUGGGGGCGGGACUGGUGGGGCUGUUCCUAGUGGCGUUGCAGCUCGGGCUGGCGCGGAUACCGCUGCCGCAGACCGUGCGCGGUCGGUGGGGGCUGUUUGGGGGCGGCGGAUCUGGGGCGAGAGGCGGGGCUGAGACCAAGGAGGAGAGCAAGAAGGAUUGAGCUGUAGCAGACUGCCCUUGUGAAAGUGGACGUGAUUUUGGUGUUGCACGGCUCCCAGCAUGUGACCGCAUGCACCUUCACGGACCCGAGUGUCUGAGAUAUGAAUAUUUGCUACGUGCCACACACAGGCAUGGCGCACAGUGUGAAAGACACAUUAUUAUUGCUCGUGUGCUUUGACAGUUGACACCGUACCUCCAGCAUAUCUUCAUCUGAAACAACUGCAGUUGUUCGAGUGCAGUUUUAUGUUGUUGUUGGUUACAAGGUGGUGUGCACGAGCAUGCGUUGUUCGAGUGCUCGGGCCGACUGCGCCGACGUGCCCCUGGCACGAUUGUAUCCCCGACUCAAUGAAGCUUCGACUUGGAUUCAGCGGGGGGCGGGGGCGACUGCCUGUAAAGCCAAGGUCAU
Molecule: messenger RNA, 2138 nt
Organism: Chlamydomonas reinhardtii
Lineage: Eukaryota; Viridiplantae; Chlorophyta; Chlorophyceae; Chlamydomonadales; Chlamydomonadaceae
Exons: 11
Coding region: 306-1733 (475 amino acids)
Biological process (GO): transmembrane transport
Molecular function (GO): transmembrane transporter activity
Source: RefSeq, a predicted model, not a curated record